Molecule: messenger RNA, 4039 nt
Organism: Triticum aestivum (bread wheat)
Lineage: Eukaryota; Viridiplantae; Streptophyta; Magnoliopsida; Poales; Poaceae
Exons: 22
Coding region: 154-3675 (1173 amino acids)
Source: RefSeq, a predicted model, not a curated record
CCACCUAGGAUUCUUCCUCUACUACUACCAUAUCACACGCCCCUCCCCUCCCCGCAAUCCUCCCAAAUCCCCAAACCCAAGCCAAAAUUUCCAGUCGCAGAAUUCCCCAAUCCGCGGCGACAUCGAUCCCCAAAUCCUCGCUCCUCGGCUGCGAUGAUGUUCACGGAGGGCCUCGACGAGUCGGCCAUCAGCUGGAUCAAGCAGGGCACGGACACUCCCCCGGCCGCGGCGAGGUCCCCGCUGGCGGAGCGGCUGCCUCUGGGCCAGAUCUCGGCGGACGCGGCGGCGCCGAGGAGCCCCGCGCUGUACAACAGGGCGUGCGUCGGCCUCUUCUCCCCCAAGAGCCUGCCGCCGCCGGUGCGAACCGCCACGCGCCACUCGGGGCUCCUCGGCCGCCACUCCGUGCUCCUCGCCGCGGACUCCGAGGAGGAGGAGGAGGGGGAGGAGAGCGUCGCGUCCUGGGGGCUGACUGAGGACUGCGGCUACGGCUACUUCUCUGACCACACGGCCGAGGAGGACGGGGUGUGCUCCAGCGACUCCAGCCUGUUCCGCAGGGCGAGGGACCUGUACGGUAAUGGCGUCGAGGACGAGGUCACGUCGCAGUUCGGCCGGAGGGGCGGCGGGCUUGCCCGGGGCCAGUCCAAGGAGAACCUUCGGGUCGAGGUGCGAGCCGCGGCCGCGGCCGCGUUUGCCGGGAAAAGCUCCCGUGGUCAGGAUCAGGUGGACUGCAGCUCGCAUGAGCGCUACGCUGAUGUGCAGAAAUUCCAGGAUUUCGGGCCACCGAGUGCUCCCCCAAUUGCUGCACGAGUUGGGGAGGUGGAUGGCAUUCUCGAUGCAAUUGUUUACAGAGGGAGUAUUUCCGUUUGCCUGGAAAAGAUAAUUAGACCAUUACUUGAUGUGCAAAUAGCCGACGAGAGCGGAGGCUUUGAGAAGACUGAGAUCUCCUCAGUGGCGGAUAUACUGGCUCAAGAUGUUCAUGAGCUUCCUACGAGAUCAACUGUUCAGGCGGAUGGUGUUCAGAUGCCGUACAUCGAGAACAAUUUAUUAGCUCAGAUACCCAGCUUCACAACCAAUGUCCAAAAUGCAUGGCAGUCAUUUGUUGCAUAUGAUGCAUGCUUUCGGCUUUGUCUGAAUGCGUGGGCAAAAAAUUGCAUGGAGGCUCCAGAAUUCCUCCGUGAUGAGUGCAUGGUACUUAGAAGCGCCUUUGGAAUACAGAAAUUUUUGCUUCAUCCAAAGCAUAAGAAUCAAGAUGAUGGAAAACAUACCUAUGAUAAGGAUGAAAGUUGUAGCAUGAAGGCAAGGAAACUUGUUAAACGGAUUGAGAUCGAAGUAAGAAAGAUACGUGUUGUACCGCAAAGACCAAAGCUUCGUGCAACAUCAUCCUUUAGAAAUCUCUACAUGCAAGCUGGUAGCGAGUAUGUUAGACAGAUUUCUAAAAUUCUGAAGAGCCAGGUCACUAUGCUGACAUCCACAUCAUCUACAUCUUUGCCAGAAGAGAUGUUUACAUGCACACUAGAAUUAAAAAGCUCCCUCAAAGGUCAACAAAGAGAUUCUAUUUCUCUGCAAUAUUUGAAGCCGGGGACUGGUGAAUCUCAACUCUUUUAUCUAGAGGGCCAGGGAGACGUUAUUCUUGUUGAAGUACAAGACAACAAUAGAGUUGUCAUAGGCCGUGCAGAAAUUCAAGUUUCAUCAUUCAGUGAUGCCCACCAGGAGGAAGUCACCAGAUGGUGGCCUCUAUACCUCGAGGAUCAAGAAUGUGUGGGCAAAAUUCAACUUUGUCUGAACUUGUCCAUGCCUGCGGACAAUUAUGGAUCUGCAAAGAUGCUGCAAGGUGGUCUGGCUGUCGAUACAAUUAUAUAUGACAUGGUUCUGGAAGCAGCAAUGAGAGCUCAAAAUUUCAACAGCAAAAUGUUGCACAUCAGUGGUUCGUGGAAAUGGCUGUUGGAUGAAUUUUCUGAUUACUAUGGGGUAUCAGACGCAUAUAGAAAACUGAGGUACCUUUGUUACAUUAUGAAUGUGGCAACGCCAACAAAGGAUUGCUUGGAACUUACAUAUGAGCUGCUUCUCCCUGUCAUAAAAGCACGGGAUGACAGAACUUUAACAAGACAAGAGAGAAGUAUACUGCUUGACUGUGAAGAUAGGAUCAAUGUUCUUCUUGCGAUUGUGUUCGAAAAUUAUAAAUCACUGGAUGAGCAUUCUAUUACGGGCUUAUCGGAGCUAUUUGGCCCGAUAUCAGAUUGUGCUGCACCAGCUUUGGCACCUGCAGUUCAGAUAUUCAGUGUACUGCAUGAUAUACUCUCUAACGAAGCACAGAGCAUACUCAGGAGCUAUCUGCAGACUGCUGCGGCAAAGAGGUGCAGGAGGCAUAUGAUUGAGACAGACGAGUUCAUGUCAAGCAAUAAUGACAAUCUUCUUACAGACGACAUGACUAUUUCUGCUGCCUAUCUCAAAAUGAAGACAUUAUGCAUUAACAUAAGUCUUGAGAUUCAAGCAGACAUCAAGAUUCACGAUCAGAAUAUACUCCCAAGUUCGAUAGAUCUUCCAAACAUAGCAGCAUCUCUCUAUAGUACAGAACUAUGCAAACGGUUGAAGGGUUUUCUCUCUGCAAGUCCCCCAUCAAGACCCUUACAACAUGUUGCUGAACUGCUCAUUGCGACUGCUGAUUUUGAGAGAGAUCUUGACUCCUGGCAAGUCAGACCUGUUCAUGGGGGUGUACUUUCGAGGGAGUUGUUUCAUGAUUACAUUAUGGUGUGGAUUGAAGAUACCCGGUUGCACUUGCUUGAUUAUUGCAAAGCUGAGAAGUUAUCCUAUCCUGCAGCAUCUACAACUUCACCAUUUGUCGAGCAAAUAUAUGAGCAAAUAAGAGAAAGCAUAAAUGAGUAUGGAGUAGUUAUCAACAGAUGGCCUCAAUAUCUAAUGAGUUUGGAGAGUGCUAUUGCUGAUGUCGAAAGAGAAGUUAUGAAGGCACUGGAGAAGCAAUACAUGGAGACUCUAAUGCCUCUGAGAGACGGCAUACCAAAAAUUCUUGAGAAGCAUGUUCAAAGACUGACAAGAAGACAAUCGGUAGCUCCAUAUGUUGUGCCAAAUCAGUUAGGAACAUUCAUGAAUACAGUUAAAAGAAUGCUAGAUGUGUUACACUGCCGGGUUGAGGAUAUUCUCAAAUCGUGGGCAGCAUAUCUAACCAUAGCAAACGGGACCACACUUUUUGGAGAGCAAAUGAACUCCAUCACAGUCAUGUUGAGAAAGAAGUACAAGAAAUACCUGCAGGCAAUAGUGGAGAAGAUUGUUAGUGAAACACAAGCUAAUCGGACUACAAGGUUAAAACGAAUUCUUGAAGAAACAAAAGAGACUGAAGGUGAAAGUGAAAUGCGUGAAAGGAUGCAGGCUCUCCGUGCGCAACUCUCUGAUUCCAUACACAACCUCCACGGGGUCUUUUCCUGCAGAAUAUUUGUCGCUAUUUGCCGAGGUUUCUGGGAUAGGUUGGGCCAGAUUGUGUUGAGGUUUCUCGAGAGCAGAAAGGAGAACAGGAUUUGGUACCGUGGAUCCGAUUACGCUUUAGGGAUCCUGGAUGACGUCUUCGCAUCAGAGAUGCAAAAGCUGCUGGGCAACGCUCUCCAGGAUAAGGACCUGGAUCCACCGCAAUCGGUGAUUGACGCUCGCUCUAUCCUCUGUUGAGGGCGGCGUGGGAGAAGAACCGUGUAACGUUCAGAUGGAUCUCUGCUGAGAAGAUCUGAAAUAUGUCCGAGGUGAAAAUUCGGUUUUGCUUUGUUUUAGUGUGCAGAAUAUGUAUACAGGUAGAGAUGGCUCCAUUCUUUCUGUUCAUAGUGGGUUGUAAUUGUUUCAGAAAGUGAAGAGGAAAGUUGUGUAAUUGGUUAGUGGCAAGCAAGAUUUGCUUUCCAAAGAGUAUAUGUGUAAUCGGUGAUUGAUGCUCGCUCUAUCCUCUGUUGAGGGCGGCGUGGGAGAAGAACCGUGUAACAUUCAGAUGGAUCUCUGCUGAGAAUAUCUGAAAUAUGUCCGAAGUUUGGCUUUGCUUUUUUUU